GUGGGUUUCUUGUUUUGUGUUUUUUUUUUGUUUUUUGUUUUUUUGCGUUUUAGAGUUUCUCUUCCCGCUGAAGAUGUCGUGCCUUUUACUGGGAGUUCUUCGGAGACAGGGCAGUGUUGGAGUUCGGUCCUUGGUCUCCAUCCCUUCACUGCCUCCAACGGUAGCUGAGUUUGUCAUGGGAGCAGUGGUGGAGUGCAACCCCAGUAAUGUCCAUGUGGUGACAGGAACAAAGGAAGAAAAUGCCAACAUCCUGGCGGGCAUGGAGAUGGAAGGGAUGGUCAAGAAGCUUCCCAAAUACGAUAACUGCUGGUUGGCACGUACGGACCCCAAGGAUGUGGCUCGAGUGGAGAGUAAGACAGUGAUUGUUACCAAGAAUCACAGGGACACUGUUCCCAUCCCAGCAGAAGGCGUGAAGAGCCAACUGGGCAACUGGAUGAGCGAGACAGACUGGACAAAGGCGAGGCAGGAACGCUUCCCUGGCUGCAUGGCAGGUCGGACUAUGUAUGUGAUUCCCUUCAGCAUGGGUCCUGUAGAAUCCAGUCUGGCUAAAUAUGGAGUCCAGGUGACGGAUUCACCUUAUGUUGUGGCCAGCAUGAGGAUCAUGACUCAUAUGGGCACACCGGUCCUGAACAAACUAGCUGAAGGGGCGGAGUUUGUCCGCUGCCAGCACUCUGUGGGGCGGCCUUUACCACUCACAGCCCCUGUGGUGAACUCAUGGCCCUGUAACCCAGACAAGGUCUUGAUAGCUCAUCUGCCAGACACCAGGCAGAUUCUGUCCUUUGGCAGUGGCUACGGAGGAAACUCUCUCUUGGGAAAGAAGUGCUUUGCCCUCCGCAUUGCCUCUCGAAUAGCAAAAGAUGAAGGAUGGCUGGCGGAGCACAUGCUGAUCCUGGGAAUCACGAACCCUCAGGGAGUGAAGCGUUACAUAGUGGCAGCCUUUCCCAGCGCCUGUGGUAAAACAAACUUGGCCAUGAUGAAACCUGCUCUACCUGGCUGGAAGGUUGAGUGUGUAGGAGACGACAUUGCAUGGAUGAAGUUUGACAGCCAAGGUAAACUGAGGGCCAUCAACCCAGAGAACGGUUUCUUCGGUGUGGCCCCGGGCACUUCAGACAAGACCAAUCCCUAUGCCAUGGCCACUAUCGCCAAAAACACUAUGUUCACCAAUGUCGGUGAGACCAGUGAUGGAGGGGUGUGGUGGGAAGGCCUCGACCCCCCUCCAGCUGGAGUCACCCUCACAGAUUGGCAUGGAAAAACCUGGAAUCAAGGAAGCAUGACUCCAUGUGCCCACCCCAACUCCCGCUUCUGCACCCCCGCAUCUCAGUGUCCAAUCAUUGACCCGCAGUGGGAGAGUGAGGAGGGUGUUCCCAUUGACGCCAUUGUCUUUGGUGGCAGGAGACCAGAAGGAGUUCCUCUUGUCUACGAGACUUUCAACUGGCGUCACGGCGUGUUUGUUGGAGCUGCGAUGAGAUCUGAGGCCACAGCAGCUGCUGAGCAUAAAGGAAAGGUGAUUUUGCAUGACCCCUUCGCCAUGCGGCCAUUUUUCGGUUAUAACUUUGGUGAUUACCUUGCUCAUUGGCUGAGCAUGGAGAACCGAAAGGCCCCCACACAACUACCCAAGAUCUUCCAUGUCAACUGGUUCAGAAAGGACCCUGCAACCGGCACCUUCCUCUGGCCUGGCUUUGGUGAAAAUGCCCGCGUGCUAGAGUGGAUCUUCAAGAGAUGCAACCGAGAGAGGGAAGAUGAGGCAGCCAGGAAGAGUAUCAUUGGUUGGCUGCCACAAAAUGGUGCCAUCAAUACUGAGGGUCUUAGCAGUAAAGUGGAUAUGGGCGCCCUGUUUGACGUGCCCAAGCCUUUCUGGCAGAAAGAAAGCCAGGAGUUGAGAACCUACUUUACUCAGCAAGUUGGAGCCGAUCUUCCUGCACAGGUGGCGGCGGAGCUGCAGGCAUUGGAGGGGAGGGUGCAAGAUUAAAACCCAGCUGACACCCACAGGGAGUCACUGACAACACAGGAUGGAGAUAGAAUCAUAGACAAUCGGAAUGUUUACAUUUAUGGGGGGAUUUCAGUUUUGAAGGAGGUUAGUAGGAUGUCUGUGCGUGAAAACAGUGAUGACUUUCUCUUUUAUUGAGAGAAAUCAUCUAGGAAUGAAAUUAUGGAGCUAGGAUUGGGGGCUCGGCAUGUCAAAUCUACCUUUUGGACAGUAAAAAAAUAAUGCUGCAUACCUGAGAGCCAGGUGUUAUUGGUGAAACUAUCUCAUAAAGGGAUCCAAUGCCAUCUUGCCUUCAUUCACCAGACCGUUACAGGGCUGGAACACAACCGCUGUGGCCUCAUCAUGCCUAAAAGCUGCUUCGCCUUACCUCCAGUCCUAAUGUUUACACGCUGAAGCUCAGAUAUUUUUUAGCAAAAGAGUGACAGUCAUUAAAACUUUAAUUAUUUUAUUCUUAAAAUGUUUUAAGCUGUUUUACUGACUGAUUUUACUCUUGAUUAACUUUAUUAUAAGUGGACCUUAAUAUUGGAUAACUGUUUAUCAGGCAUCCUCUAACUACUCAAAGUGGUUUAUACAAUUGUCAGUGGGGAUGAUAAUUACAAUGGAUAAUUCAUUCUGAGUUUCGUCGUAUUUGUACUAGUUUGAUUUCCAGUCAGGCUUAUACACAAAAUAUGUGAAAUGUUGGACCAACAUAGAUUCUAUGAUAUUUUAAGAAGUACCAUACCAAAGUUUUUAUUAAAAUGCAAUGAAUAAAUGUCUUCAAACUACAU
Molecule: messenger RNA, 2754 nt
Organism: Thalassophryne amazonica
Lineage: Eukaryota; Metazoa; Chordata; Actinopteri; Batrachoidiformes; Batrachoididae
Gene: pck2
Product: phosphoenolpyruvate carboxykinase 2 (mitochondrial)
Exons: 11
Coding region: 74-1969 (631 amino acids)
Biological process (GO): cellular response to glucose stimulus; hepatocyte differentiation; propionate catabolic process
Cellular component (GO): mitochondrion; cytosol
Molecular function (GO): manganese ion binding; GTP binding; phosphoenolpyruvate carboxykinase (GTP) activity
Source: RefSeq, a predicted model, not a curated record